Messenger RNA from Hydractinia symbiolongicarpus, 1993 nucleotides. Its product is annotated as solute carrier family 52, riboflavin transporter, member 3-A-like. Gene Ontology annotation, molecular function: riboflavin transmembrane transporter activity. Lineage: Eukaryota; Metazoa; Cnidaria; Hydrozoa; Anthoathecata; Hydractiniidae. The coding region runs from base 528 to 1952 and encodes 474 amino acids. The transcript is spliced from 2 exons. The record is from RefSeq and is a predicted model, not a curated record. Gene Ontology annotation, biological process: riboflavin transport. Gene Ontology annotation, cellular component: plasma membrane.
AGAAAAUAAAAUGAUAAAGACAGUCGAGCCUAACACUACAUUUCACUUAAUUUCAAAGUAGAGGAGUCAUGCUCAAAACUAUCUGUGUUGAAAAUUUUCGCAUUAAGAUCAUAUUUUAAAAGAAGAACCUUUCGCGGUUUGAAGAUAGGUCUGGCGAAAAUUUUUUUAAAAGCUUGAUCGCGAAAGUUUUAUUCCCACCAGAUAAGUUGAAAUAUGCUAUUCUAUCUUUAUUUAUGUGAAGUUUCUUUGAUGGUAAAAGACUUACUUUAUAUCACUGUAUUGUGUAUAUCGCGAGUUUGAGUCUGAAACUUAUUACAAACACAACAAACAGCGUGAUAACUGUGAAUGAUAUAAGAUUUAUAUAUUUUUUACAGGAUAAGUAGUGUUAUAAUAACGUAAAACGAAACUAGAAACUGCGAAUUCAACAUGGCUGUAAAUUUAUACAGAACAGUACAACUUGAUUGGGUGACUAAUUCAGCCUAAAAACCACUGCAUAUUGGCAAUCACAUUUGGGAAAAAUCACAAAAAUGAAAGCCGCAAGAGUUAUCACAUUGGAAAAAGUUAAACUUGCUUUUCUUAUCUGUGUGUUUGGUACUGGAUCGUGGGUAGCAGUGAACGGACUUUGGGUGGAACUACCUGUGCUAGUUGGACAAUCUCCGCAGCAAUGGUCUUUGCCGUCAUACUUAACGGUUGUCAUUCAGUUAGCAAACAUUGGACCGUUGGUUUACCUUUUAUUGCAAAAAUACGCAAUUUGUAAAUCAAAGGUUGUAACAGAGACACGUACGAUCUACUUAAUUUUAUUUGUCGGUGCACUAGCAUCUAUUCUUUUAGCGUUUACAUGGAAAGAGACAAGCGUGAUAAAUAACAAGCCUUACAGCACGUCUUUGAUUGUAUUGAGUUUGUUUAUGGCAACUGUAGAUUGCACAUCUUCAGUUACCUUCCUUCCGUUCAUGGCGAACUUUCCUUCCAAGUUUAUGACGAUAUACUAUGUUGGGGAAGGUAUGAGUGGCCUGGUACCAAGUGUCGUUGCUAUGAUACAAGGCGUUGGUAAGCAGUCUUAUACUUGUGAAGAAAGAGCAGUACUUAAAAAUAUGUCCUUGAAUUAUACAACCAAGAAAGGUGGGGCACACGCUGAAAGUACCACUGGUUUGAAAAAUGGUACCAUGUUUAAUUCAACGGAAAUCGUACCAUCCUAUUUCCACACAGAGCCACGUUUUUCAGCAACCGUUUUCUUUGUCGUUAUAACCGCCAUUAUGGUUUGCAGUUUGACAGCCUUUAUUUUGUUGAUAAGAAUCAAGAACAAAAAUGUUAAACUUGAAUGUACGCACGACGCACAAGAAAUGGACCAAUACAAUUCUACCAAAUGCUUGCAAAACUUUUAUAACGAUACAAAUUCAGGACCGAAGUCCUCAGCACCAAGCACGAUUGACCAGCUUAAUAACCGAAAAUAUUAUUUUUUGUUGUCACUGAACGGUGUCAUCAACGGUAUAAGUAAUGGUGUGCUACCGGCCUUGCAAUCAUACGCAUGUUUACCAUAUGGAAACAAUAUUUAUCAUUUGACUCUUACAUUGUCAGCUGUCGCCAAUCCUGUGUGCUGUUUUCUGUAUUUUCUUGUUAGCGUCCAGUCUAGUGUUGCUAUAUUCAUUGGUGUCUGCGUUUAUCUUGCGUCGGCAAGUUAUACCAUUGGCAUUGCUGCGACUAGCCCGUGUCCACUUUGGCGUGAUUCGUCAGCUGGUGGUGUUGUCGUGCUUCUCGUUACUGUGUUCGGCGUUGGAUUGGUUAGCUAUCUAAAGACGGCUAUCAGUACCGUUAUUCGUAGUCAUGGUUACAAGGGACUUCUAUUAUGUGGUGUAAGUGUUCAAGUCGGAUCACUUGUAGGCGCGUUGAUUAUAUUUCCGCUGGUCAAUGUGUAUGGUUAUUUCAAGCAAUCACAAGCCUGUCAGGUUUGUUGACGGAAGCAGAAGUGGUCUGGUUAAGAAUUCGUUUUGGAAAA